Messenger RNA from Thunnus maccoyii (southern bluefin tuna), 12053 nucleotides. RefSeq names its product collagen, type VII, alpha 1 (gene col7a1). The record is from RefSeq and is a predicted model, not a curated record. Gene Ontology annotation, molecular function: serine-type endopeptidase inhibitor activity; protein binding. The transcript has 120 exons. Lineage: Eukaryota; Metazoa; Chordata; Actinopteri; Scombriformes; Scombridae. Bases 481 to 9756 code for a protein of 3091 amino acids.
CAUAUAGGCAACAUGUUUCUGCUCCACAUGGUUACAUGGAGCGCUUGCAGGCAGUGGCAGGGAGGGACAAGAGGCAAAGAGAAUGAGGCUGGAAAAAAAGAGCAGAAAGAGAGAGUUUAAUACUCCCCUUCAGGCAUCCGAACAAGUCUGGACUGUUCUGCUGCUGCUUGUGUUGUGUUCAGACUACGCUACGUAAGGCGCCCUCGGCAAUCAGAAAUCGAGUUUUGACAGUCUCCUCCAGGGAUGCAGCGACAGGACCUCAGUUAUUGAGCUACAGUGGAUGACCGAGGAGUUGCUUCGUGCUUUUUUUUUUUUUUUUUGUGAAGCUGUGAUACUGGACAUCAGUGACUUGUGAAUAACUGCUGUGUGGCCAGACACUGAGCGGGGAGCGAGGGCUGGAUAUGCCACAGGUGGAAAGGUGGGGAGCGGCAGGCAGUGGCCCGGUGCACGGAGCAGAGAUCCUCUAGUAAGGUUGUGAAGAUGUGGAGCUGGGUAUUCCCUGUGACAGUCCUGCUGUCCUCUAUGAAACAGGCUGAAGCUCAGGGCAGUUGUAAUAAUGUGCAAGCAGCAGAUAUUGUUUUCCUGGUUGAUGGGUCUUCCAGUAUUGGCAGAGCUAACUUCCUGCAGGUGAAGGGCUUUAUGGCUGGAAUAGUCAAGCCAUUUGCCAACUCUGUCAGCGAGUCAGGGAUACGGUUUGGGGCCGUACAAUACAGUGACACCUCCAGGGUUGAAUUCACCUUUAGCACGUACCUGAAUGGCACUGAGCUGGUCAACGCUGUACAGAAUCUGAACUAUAAGGGUGGAAAUACACGCACUGGUGCUGGACUCAAAUUUGUUGCUGAUAACUUCCUCAACCCUUCGUCCAGUCGGAAUGUCCCAAAGAUCACUAUCCUGAUCACGGAUGGGAAGUCACAGGACAGUGUGCAGGAACCAGCACAGAAGCUGCGCAGUCAGGGAGUGCAUGUUUUUGCAGUUGGUAUAAAGAGUGCAGACAAGAAUGAAUUGGCUCAGAUCUCCUCCCAGCCGAGCAGUGAUUUCACUUCCUUUGUCGGGGACUUCAAAUUGCUGAACACACUUCUUCCUCUUGUGAGCCCUCGAGUGUGUUCCAAAGCAGGAGGAGUCUAUGCAAGCGAUGAGGCAUACUCUGGUCCGUCAAACAUUCAGUUCACAGGCCAGACGUCUGACUCUCUCAGGUUCCGCUGGAGCGCUGCAGGGGGGCCUGUGAGUGGCUAUGUCGUCCAGUAUGUGCCACUCUCAGGCCUGGGUCAACCUAUCACAGCAGAGCUGCGUCAGGACACCGUUUCUGCCAAUCAGAGGACCUUUACCGCACGAGAGCUGAGGUCAGGAACCGACUACUUGGUGACUGUCAUUGCCCAAUACCCCAACAGUGUGGGAGAGUCUGUCUCUGCCAAGCAACGAACCAGGUCCUUGCCAGGGGUCUCCAGUCUACGUCUGGUGCAGGCAGGCUUCUUCUCUCUCUCUGUUGGCUGGGAUCAGCCUUCAUCUCCUGUCCAGGGAUACCGACUUACAUAUGGACCACGAGGUCAGCCAGCAGCUCAACUGUUGGAGCAGUCUCUGUCUGCAGACUCCACAUCUGUUACCCUGGAGUCACUUCAGCCCGACACAGAGUACGUCAUCAGCCUCUACCCCCUGUUCCCCCGAAACUCUGCAUCCCCGUCCAUCCUCAACGCUCGUACAUUGCGCCUUGAGGCAGUGCAGCAGUUAUCAGUGGAGACGGCGUCAGAGGGCAGUGUUCAUGUGCGGUGGAGAGCAGUCGCUGGCACGCGAGCCUACCGUCUAGUCUGGGGACCGUUUACAGGCCGGAAUGUUGAGAGUGUUGAGGUUGCUGGUGACACUCAGUUUCACACUUUGUCCAGACUUCAGCCAGACACUGAGUACAUCCUCACUGUCAUCCCGCUGUAUGAAGGCAACACUGAGGGCCCUGUAGCAACGGCCAGAUUCAAGAUAGAGCGUCAGGAGCAGCAGGUCCUCAGAGCAGCUACCACUGGACCCUCCUCUAUCCGCCUCACCUGGAGAAUCAUUCAGUCCUCUCAGGGGUAUCGCCUGGAGUGGAAGGAGGGGGAAGGAGGCCGUGUCCAGACGCUGUCCUUCCCUAGAAGCACCAGCAGCUAUGAGCUAACAGGCCUUCAGCCCAACACAGAAUAUGUCAUCACCCUGUACACCCUGUUUGAAGGUCGUGAAGAGGCCACACCUGUCUCCACCACAUCCAGAGAGGAACAGCCAGUCGGGAGGGUGUCCAACCUGAGAGUGGUGGAGUCUCUGGGCACCAUCGUCAGACUUGGCUGGACUGGUGUUGCUGGGGCCACACAAUACCGCAUCAUUAUCCUAAACACUGAUGCGGGAACAGAUGAAAUUCAGGUUAUCCCUGGAAACCAGACGACCCUUGACCUCAGAGACCUGACAGUGGGGGUGUCUUAUGGUGUGAGUGUCACAGCACUGGUAGGAGAAAAUGAAGGAGACCCAGUGACUGUCUACAUCAAACCAGAACAAGGUGCUGGCAGAGUGACUAACCUCAGAGUGACAAACGCAAACAGUCGGAGAAUUCGAAUUGCCUGGACAGGUGUUACUGGGGCAACAGGGUACAGGAUUACUUGGAGACAAGGCAACAUUGCGGAGCAGUCUCGUCUUGUGGGUGCGGACAUCUUGGCUUUCACUAUAGAUGGCCUACAACCAGAUCAGGCGCUGAUGAUUGGUGUUGCAGCUGUGGUUGAUCAGCGCGUUGGAGAGGUGGUCACACUUUCUUCCCGGACUAAUCCCCACAGUGGAUCAGUGUCUGGCCUUCAGAUCAUUGACGUCACAUCUCGGACGAUACGCAUUGCAUGGACGCUCUCCCCUAGAGCGACUGGCUAUAAGAUCACUUGGCGGCGUGAUGAUGGAGCUGAAACAACUCGUAAUGUGGCUGCUGAUGUCUCCUCCUUCGUCAUUGAUGGACUACAGUCAGAUUCUGCCUACAGUGUGUUAAUUUCUGCACUGAGUGGCUCUCGAGAAGGAAGUCCUGCCACUCUGACUAUCAGAACAGAGUCAGAUCAGUCUGUGGUCGGGACGGUGACGUCACUGCAAGUCCAGGAAACCCGGGGAGAGGUUGUCCGAGUCACUUGGGUUGGUGUGCAGGGAGCAACGGCUUAUCGCGUGUCUUGGAGGAGAACAGAUGGUGGUGAGGAGAAGAGUCAGCUGGUCGGAGGAGACGUGACAGCAGUGGAUUUAGACCGGCUAGACCCUGGAGCUCAGUAUGAGGUGCAGGUCAAGGCUUUAGUUCAGAACCGAGAGGGAACCCCUGUGUCUGUCAGAGUCACCACACCUGGUCCCCCACUACCCACCACAACUUUACAAGUGGCAGAGAUUACCCAGAGUUCUGUGCGGCUGGGCUGGACUCCACUACAAGGUGCCAGGGGAUAUAUUCUACGCUGGAGAGAGGAGACAGACACUGGCCGGGGCCAGUCUGUUACGCUCCCGGCUUCAUCCAGCUCUUACCAGGUGACUGGGCUUCGUUUGGGCCGUCGAUACCGCUUUACCAUACAGCCCACCUUUGAAAGUGGACUGGGAACAGAAAGCUCUGUCGAUGAACGCACUGUGUGUGUGGGCGGGCGUUUGGAUGUGGUGUUCCUGGUGCCGGCAUCUACGGAUCGGAUAAACCUUGCAAGUCCUCUGCGUGCACUUCUCACUAGUGCAGCUGGGUCGAUCCACACCAUUGGACCCCGCGACUCACAGGUGGGAGUUGUUGUGUAUGGUUACAGACCCAAAAUAUGGUUCCUGCUUAAUCGUCACAGCAGGUUUGACACACUGCUUCAAGAGAUCCAGUCCACACCUUUUGAUGAAAGCCCAGGGAAUAAUAUUGGCCAGGCAGUGACUUUCACCCAACAGUACCUUUUGACCCCCUCAGCUGGACGGAGACCGACGGUCCCCGGUGUUGUUGUCAUCAUUGCUGACAAAAAAUCUGCUGACAACCUCACUCUGGCAGCCAGUAAUCUCAGAACUACAGGUGUGACAGUAUUAGCAGUGGGUGUAGACCGGGCGAAUACUGAUGAGCUGCGUCGGGCAUUGACGGAUGGCAACACCCGGAACAUCCUGUAUACGCGUGAUGCAGCACAGUUGGACACACUACAUACUGGUCUGGCAGACUUGCUUUGUGGUAUUGCCAGAGUACCAGUGACCGGUCCAGACCGGUGUACCGUUCAGUGCCCUCGGGGUGAGAGGGGAGAACGUGGAGAGAAGGGUGACAGUGGCAGAGAUGGUGCAGCUGGACGCAAGGGAGAGCCUGGUCGCGAUGGUUUGCCUGGGAGGGAUGGCCCCAGAGGCCCUGAAGGACGCCCAGGUCCACCAGGCCAAACUAUCCCUAGUGAGCCCUCAGCAAGGGUGAAAGGUGAAAAGGGGGAGAGAGGUUUUCCUGGUGUUGAUGGGAGUCCAGGGUUGCCAGGACGACCAGGUUCCCCUGGAAAUGUAGGAGUCCCGGGUUCACAGGGCAUACCUGGUAUCAGAGGAGACACAGGUGAACCCGGUGUGCCAGGGUCACCAGGGUCAAAGGGCGAUAAAGGUGAAAGGGGUGAGCCAGGUUCAGCUAUAUCUGGAGGGGGUCUUCCAGGGAGGAAAGGAGAACCAGGCAUCCCAGGAAUACCGGGUGCCCCUGGUCGGCCAGGUAGCGACGGAGCUAAAGGUGCUGCUGGAGUUUCAGGAACGCCAGGUCAGGAUGGUCGUCCAGGGAUACCAGGAACACCAGGACUCUCUAUCAAGGGAGACAAGGGCAGUACAGGAGAGAGGGGACCUCCAGGAGUAGGCAGCGGGGUGGCUGUGAAGGGCGAGAGGGGCUCCCCAGGUAUUCCAGGAUCUCCAGGGGAUCAGGGUUCUAGAGGGCUAGCAGGACCACAGGGCGCCAAAGGAGACAAGGGUGAUGGUGGUGUUGGGCCGCCCGGACCAGUGGGCAGGCAAGGAGAGCCCGGGGACAGGGGUCCUCGUGGGUCUCCAGGAGAAAUUGGCAGCAAGGGCGACCGUGGACAGCCAGGUGAGCCUGGAUCACAGGGAGACAGGGGGGAGAGAGGAUUGGUUGGUGAAACUGGGGAGAGAGGGGACCCAGGGAAACCAGGCCUCCCAGGAACACAAGGGUUGAGAGGUUUACCAGGGCCCAGUGGACUGGAAGGAGAAAAGGGAAACAAAGGCGAACGAGGGGAGCCCGCCAGAAGUGUUCCAGGUUUGGCAGGACAGAAAGGGGAACGGGGUGAGCGAGGCCUCUCUGGUACUGAGGGGCAGAGGGGAGAAAAGGGAGAGCAAGGACAGAGAGGAGAGAAAGGGGCUCCAGGGUCAGGAGGGUCAGGCGUGCUUGGAGCUAAAGGAGAGCCAGGAGAUCGAGGACCUGCUGGUAUCAGUGGAAGGCCGGGUACCAAGGGAGACCCAGGUGAACCAGGGGAGCGGGGGGAGAAUGGGCGGCCAGGAAUCCCAGGAAAGCCCGGUCUUCCUGGGAAAGAGGGAGAAAGAGGAGAGAAGGGUGAUGAAGGCACUCCUGGUGAAUCUGGACUUCCAGGGAAGUCAGGAGAAAGAGGACUGAGGGGACUUGCCGGUCAGCCAGGACGACCAGGAGAGAAAGGAGACUUGGGAGACCCAGGAGAGCAUGGAAGAAAUGGCAGCCCUGGACCUGCGGGACUGAGAGGAGAGAAAGGAGAACAGGGACCUCAAGGGCCUCCAGGACCACCAGGAAAAGUUUCUGACAUCAUAGGCCAGAGUAAAGGAGAGAGAGGAGAGAAGGGCGACGCCGGCGACCCAGGAGAGCAUGGCGGCAAAGGUCAGAAAGGCGAAGCAGGGACUCCAGGAGCCUCAGGCCUACGAGGUCCAGAGGGACAACGGGGGCCUGCAGGCUCAAGAGGUGACACAGGAGAAAGAGGAGCCCCUGGAGAGAAGGGAGAAAGGGGAGCAUCCGGGUUAGAUGGACGUCCUGGUCUGGAUGGUAAACUAGGUGCUGCUGGACCACCUGGUCAGAGGGGUGAUCCUGGGAAACAGGGAGAUCCUGGGAGAGAUGGUUUACCAGGACUUAGAGGAGAGCAGGGCCUCCGAGGGCCUGUUGGGCCUCCAGGCACUCCAGGGACACCUGGUAAAGCAGGUGAAGACGGCAAAAUUGGGCCUCCUGGUAAAAUGGGUGAGGAUGGUGUGCCAGGUGAAGAUGGGAGAAAGGGUGACAAAGGAGAAGGAGGAGCAGCUGGACGAGAUGGCCGUGACGGGCAGAAAGGAGAUCGGGGCCUUGUUGGGCCUGUAGGCCCCCCUGGUCCUACAGGGCCUCCUGGAGUACCUGGCAGCAUUGGUCCUCCUGGACAGGUUGUGUAUGCAAAAGGAGCUCAAACGGCACCAAUCCCAGGUCCACAGGGGCCUCCAGGAACCCCUGGUAUACCUGGGAUCCCAGGAAUUGGGGGAUCCACAGGGGAGAGAGGACUACCUGGUCUUAAAGGUGACGUUGGGGACCCAGGAGAAGAUGGGGCGCCAGGCAAACCUGGAACAGAAGUGGAUGUCCAGAGGGCCCUGGCUGGCCUCGGUAUUCAGGUGUCUGAUCUGAAGUUGGUUGUAGACAGGAAGCACGUAUCAGUGGCUCCUCCAGUGCAGAAGGCAGAGAGAGGUGAAAAGGGAGACAGGGGUGAACAGGGACCGAGAGGACCACCUGGUGCAGAUGGUGUUCGUGGUUUUCCAGGAGAGAGAGGAUCAAAAGGGGACCAAGGGGAGCGCGGACCUGUGGGAGCAAUUGGGCCUACAGGAAGAGCCAUUGGAGAGCGAGGACCAGAGGGACCCGCAGGUCCAGCUGGAGAGCCAGGCAAGCCAGGAAUACCAGGUCUUCCUGGGCGUGCUGGGGAACUGGGGGAGGCUGGAAGACCAGGAGAUAAGGGCGAUAGAGGAGAAAAGGGUGACAAAGGAGAAGCUGGUAAAAUCGGACUAACAGGACCAGCCGGCCCACAAGGUCAAAAGGGAGCAUCUGCUGAAUCAGUACUGAUUGGUACACCUGGUGCCAGAGGUCCUCCUGGACUUGGAGGACAGAAGGGAGAGCCCGGUGUUGCAGGACCACUGGGACCUAAAGGAGACCGGGGUUUUGCGGGGCCUCGUGGGGAUAAAGGAGACAGAGGAGAGCCUGGAGAAAAAGGACGGGAUGGCUCUCAGGGAAUACCAGGAGAACCAGGUAAACCUGGUCAGGAGGGGAAACCGGGUCUGACAGGGCCUGCUGGUCCUCGAGGCCAACCUGGCUUGCCUGGGUUCCCAGGAGUUCUAGGCAGACCGGGAAACCCAGGAGAGCCUGGCAUAAGGGGGCCAACUGGCCCCAUGGGUCCCAAUGGGCUUCCAGGUUCACCGGGUGUGAAGGGUAAUCAAGGAGAGGCAGGUGUUGGCGUCAAGGGUCCUCCUGGUGCCCAAGGGAGCACAGGUCUACCAGGACCAUCAGGUCCUCCAGGAGCUGUUGGUCCACAGGGCCCUCCGGGACUGCCAGGGCAGGUGGGUGAAGCAGGUAAACCUGGGGUCCCUGGAAGAGAUGGGGUGCCUGGCAAAGAGGGAACACAUGGAUUAUCAGGGAAGCAGGGCAUUGCUGGACCUCCGGGCCAGCCGGGCUUAAAGGGGGAGCAGGGAGACAGCGGUCCUCCAGGGAAGGCUGUCGCUGGACCUCAGGGACCCAAAGGAGAGAGGGGUCUUCCCGGUCAAACACUGCCAGGCAUAGCAGGCGAGAGAGGUCCACCUGGCGAAAAGGGUGUCAGGGGAGACAAAGGUACUGCUGGCAACAAAGGAGAAAGAGCAGUGGAUGGUGAACCAGGAGAGCCUGGAGAAGAUGGGGCACAGGGACCUCCUGGGCCAAAAGGAGAUAAGGGAGAAAAGGGCAUAGGACUUGCAGGUCCUCCUGGUCGGGAUGGGCCUCAGGGUUUAAAGGGAGAUCCAGGCCAUCCUGGGCCAGCUGGUCCCCCUGGGCCACAGGGGAAGUCAGGUGUCACUGGACCGGCUGGUCUGAGAGGAGAAAUUGGACAACUAGGACCUCCUGGACCACCGGGGGAGAAGGGUCCCCCAGGCUUUCCAGGCCGGGCAGGAAAUGUAGGAGCUCCUGGUCCUGCUGGACCUCCUGGACAGCCAGGCUCUCCUGGUACCAACGGGGUCAGAGGAGACAAGGGGGAGGUUGGAGUUGGAGUCCCAGGUCCCAGAGGAGAGAGAGGAGAUCCGGGAUCCAGGGGCGAGGAGGGUCGCACUGGCUUGGAUGGGGAGAGAGGACUGACAGGUCCCCCAGGGAUUCGUGGUAUUCGGGGAGAGAAGGGAGACAUCGGGCUGCAAGGUGACAAAGGAGAGAAGGGGGACACUUUGCUGGUGGGAGGACCUCCUGGAGAAAAGGGCAACAAAGGAGAACAAGGUGACAGAGGGCCCAAAGGUGUGCAGGGAGAAAAAGGGGUGAAGGGUCAAGAGGGUCCCGCAGGGGAGCAGGGUCUGAGGGGAGAGCCAGGAGAAAGAGGAUCCACUGGAUUCCCCGGUGCCCGUGGCCCUGGCGGACAGAAGGGAGAAGCAGGCCAACCUGGAGUACCUGGUGAAUCGGGUUUACCAGGAAAAGAUGGGAUGCCCGGGCAUCAGGGGGCCAAGGGAGAGACUGGUAUUGUAGGAAUGAGAGGAAUCAAGGGUGACCGAGGACUUAAGGGCGCUUGUGGAGACAAAGGACCCAAAGGAGACAAGGGGGAUGCUGGAAUUCAUGGGCGAUCAGGCCUACCAGGAAGAAAAGGUGAACAGGGUGACAUCGGACCUUUAGGGGUCCCUGGGGCCCCAGGAAAAGAGGGACUAGUCGGUCCAAAGGGUGACCGUGGUUUCGAUGGGGUUGCAGGACCCAAAGGAACUCAGGGAGAGAAAGGUGAAAGGGGUCCGCCUGGUGUACCCGGCCCUACAGGUCCUAGAGGAGUGGAUGGAGCCCCCGGCCUGACUGGCCCUCAGGGACCGGCUGGUGCUAGAGGCCCCGAGGGGCUCCAGGGACAGAAGGGAGAGAGAGGGCCGAUUGGUCCCGCCAUGAUCGGUCCACGCGGUAUCCCAGGGAUCCCGGGAGAGCGGGGGCAGCCGGGAGAGUUGGGCCCAGAUGGAGGCAAGGGAGACAGAGGAGAGCCAGGCAUGACGGAGGAUGAGAUCAGAGAUUACGUUCGCACAGAGAUGAGUCAGCACUGUGCGUGUGGAGGUUCAGGCCCAGUCAGUCGGUCCCAGCCCGUGGUCAGGGCUCGGCCUGCACCAGAGCCGGAACUGGUCGUGAAGGGUGAGAAGGGCCGUGAGCUGCGUGUGGUGGUGAACACCCACGACCCGGACUAUGAGCACAUCUACUCCAUUGAGGCCUACGACGACCCCAAUGAGGAGCUGCUCUACUUCACUCCCUCUUCCAACCAGAGUGAUGGUGAGGCUGUCAGAGAUGAAUCAGUCAAAGUUAAACCAAACAAAUCAGCCAGUGCUGACGUUCAGAAAGCAGCAUCAGUUGUUGGUCAGAAAGCAGCCAAAGUUACACCUCUGAAGGCAGUCAAGUCCAGAUCAGUCAGGUUCAAGAGGACAGUCAAAGGGGAAGCUCCAGCAGACCUGUGUCUGCUGCCAAUGGAGGAGGGGAGCUGUGGGCGAUACACUCUGCGCUGGUACUUUAACAGUCAGGUUCAGGCCUGCAGGCCUUUCAUCUACAGCGGCUGUGAAGGAAACGACAACCGCUUCCUCCACCUGGAGGAGUGUGAGGAGGUCUGCCUUGGGGAGGCCAAAGGUACUCACGCCUUGAAGACAGCACGGUGAUUGUGGCCAACUCCUCCUCAGCCACAGGAAUGUUAGUCUUUAUAUAGCUUUUAUAGAUCAUUAUUUUGUCAAAUGUCAAUGAUCAAGAUUUGUUUUUGUUUAUUUAUUGUUUCUUUAAACCCAACCAAACUUCACCCCAGGUUGAGAGGGGAUACCAUAGCGCAUCAUUGCUUUAUCAUUCUGCAAACCAUGCAAAAAAAAUAACAUGACAUUUUUUCUUUUUUAAUAUUUGCACACUGAAGAGGAGUGUAUUGCUUUUUUCAGACUUCACCCUGCCUCAGUUUUUCAGUUUAACUUUUUCUCAAUAUUGUGGUAUUUUUGUCCAUUUAUCCAUUUCAUGCUGCACACAGGUUACCACUUACCUGACACCUUUAAGUUUAACACAAAAGGCCUUCAGUUAAUAUCAGUUUGGCAAAGCUCAUGAUUACCUUGAUGGUCAUCCUUGGAGUUUGUAGUGUUGUUCAGUCGCUGCAGUAUGUGUGUUUACUGUACCUGGAGCCUGUUAACCCACUAAUUAUCAUAAUAAGAGUUCAGUCAUAAUGAAAUGUUCUAAUGUAAACAACUCAUUAAAACUGGCUCAUUUUGGGGGGAAAAACUUUCCUGUUCUUUGGAAGAGGUGGUUAAAUCUUUUACAACAGCAGAUUUAAUAUCAGAACAUCCACACUCUUAACUACCACUUGAGUUAAGCCAAAGAUGUUCCCCUGCAGAGAUGGAUCACUAGGUCCUCCACUGUUUGGUAUUUACAAGCACUUUUGACCCCUUGUUUGAGUAUUGUAAGGAGUAUUUUCUGUCAAAAAUGUCCAUUAUUAAAUCACAGCAGUAAACAAAGCGUUUGAACUUGACAUGGAGUCAUUGAUUGAAUUAAUUACAUGCAAAAAGAAUAAACCAGCCCAACUAACUGCAGCCAGUGUCGGUGAUGGUGUACAUGUGACCACUGUUCAUUUGAUUGUUGAGUUGCGCCACAAUCAAAGCCUGUUUUUAUAUCUGUGCUUCUUUAUGUUGGCUUAAGAAAGAUUGAUUCAUAAAAAUGGUGACUGUCAGACUUCUCUGAAAGUUGACACAUACCACUAAUUGGUAUUCAACUUCCUAUGACUCACUUGUGCAACUGCCUUUGUAAUCGUGAUUUGCAGUAGUUGUUGCCCCAGUUGCAAUGUGCCAAGGAGUGAAGUCUAAGCAAUCAUUAUGACAUCUAAACACAUGAAAGAGGAACACAAGUAGACCUUCAGCAACGCUGAAUGAAAUACACAUAACAGUAUAUAUUGUUGACGGACAGGACACACUACACCCUUUAUGAACUUUACAGACCAGGUAUUUACUGUAACAAUGUUGUGUUAUAAGGUGUUUUCAUUACUUUGUUCACUCCCUGUAUGUACUAUUUUAUAAAGUAGCGGAAGUGGGUGGAGUUGUAGGUUCUGUAAGUAUUUCUCCUGUUGUAGAUUUGCAUUUGAAAGUCACCCAGAUCAUGUAACUAUAACUAUUUCAACAUUUCAUUCAGCUGUGGAGAAGAUGCCAGCCAGAGGUGAAAUUAGAGCUUUAGAUUUACAUUAACACAUGAACACAAAGUAAAUUCAUUUAAACUGAUGGAUAAGUUGCAGGUUUCUACAAAUCAUUUACAGAUUUAAAGAACAAUAACAUGACAUGACAAAAACAGUACAUAAAAUAUAAAAUCUUCAACCAAAAGCAGAACUUUUUUAAAAAUUCAACAAGCUUCAGCCUGUAAUACGCAUAACAAAGUUCUACACUCUGAGAAGCAGUCUGAGUUAGCUUCUCAUAGUUUUUAUGCACACUGUCUUGUACUUUUUAUCAAGUAGACUUUAGUGUGGUUUAAACUAAUCAAUUAAACUGGGAUAUUAUUAUGCCCACCUUGGCCUUGGACCUAUUCUAACUGCAAGCCAUCUAAUGCUGUCUAUGCAGAAAAUUAACAGUACUUUAACUUCCAGAACUGAAGGAGUCCAAAAUAACUCCACCAACUUCCCUACACAAGAAUAACUAUGCAAGCACAAAUAUAUUGGGUUAUUAUUAAGGAUAUUGUUUUUUCAUUUGUAUUAAAUAUGAAGUAUCAAGCACAAUAUUCUGCAAAUAUUUUGUACAUAAUGAUUUUAUUAUUUUGGGAGAAUUUGUGUUUCUGAUCAUGACUGCAUGUUUACCUGCCAGAGAAAAGGUGCUAUUUUUAAAGGUAUUUUUAUACUGUGUAUUAAAGAUGGAAGCUUAUGUUUUUGUUGUGGUAUGAACCAUUGUUUCUGCAGUAGUAUGGAACAUUUUAAUAAGCAUUUCUAAUAAAUCAAAUGUUUAAGUAA